This is a messenger RNA of Ctenocephalides felis (cat flea), 2997 nucleotides long. It is a transcript of the gene ValRS-m, whose product is annotated as valine--tRNA ligase. Gene Ontology annotation, molecular function: ATP binding; valine-tRNA ligase activity; aminoacyl-tRNA deacylase activity. Gene Ontology annotation, biological process: valyl-tRNA aminoacylation. Lineage: Eukaryota; Metazoa; Arthropoda; Insecta; Siphonaptera; Pulicidae. Gene Ontology annotation, cellular component: cytosol. Bases 1 to 2997 code for a protein of 998 amino acids. The transcript is spliced from 14 exons. The record is from RefSeq and is a predicted model, not a curated record.
AUGUAUUCAAUUAAAAGCAAACAAUCUUCAUUAAUAAAUACAUCUGUAGUGAACAAUAUUUACAUAUAUUUGAACAAAAAUCUAGUUGGAAUCAAUUUCAGUCGUUCAUUAAAAACUUCCUCUUAUGUAUUUGAAAAGGAAUUAUCUAGUGGAUAUAAACCAAAAGAAGUAGAAUGUAGUACUUAUUCGAAGACACCAGGAAUAUUUCCAAAAAAUACCAAUGGGAAAAUAUAUAGUAUGGUAUUACCUCCUCCAAAUAUUACUGGACAAUUACAUCUGGGCCAUGCAAUUAAUAUAACAAUUCAAGAUGUGUUAGCUAGAUGGUAUAAAUUAAGAGGAUUUGAAGUUAUGUGGGUACCUGGUUUUGAUCAUGCUGGAAUAGCUACACAAGUGAUUGUUGAAAAGCAGUUGUUAAAACAAAUAAAUAAGACUCGAUCUGAUAUUGGAAGGGAAGAUUUUAUCAAACACGUGUGGAAUUGGAAACAAGAAACAAGUUCAUCCAUUAAAAAACAAUUACAAGGCAUGGGAACCUUAUUAAAUUGGGAAAAAGAAGUUUUCACUCUUGACUCUGAUAUGGUAGAAGCAGUUAACGAAGCUUUCAUACGAUUAUUUGAUGAAGGAUUAAUUUAUCGAGACAAUGCUCUUGUAAACUGGUGCUGUCACCUUCAAAGUGCCAUAUCUGAUAUAGAAGUUCAGUCUAAAGAAAUAAAAGAGCCCACUUUUAUAAGAGUACCUGGGUAUGAUAAACCAGUGCAGUUUGGAAUACUUACAGAGUUUGCAUAUAAACUAUGUGAUAGAGAUGAAGAAAUCAUUGUUUCAACCACUAGACCUGAAACAAUUCAUGGUGAUGUUGCAAUAGCUGUUUCACCUAAAGACCCAAGGUAUGCACAUCUUAAUGAUGUUCAAGCCAAACAUCCAUUUCUAGAUAAAACAAUACCAAUAAUAUUUGAUGAAACUGUUGACUCUGAUUUUGGAACAGGUGCAGUAAAAAUAACACCGGCUCAUGAUGCCAAGGACUUUGAAAUAUCAAAGAGGCAUAAACUUCCCAUGAUAUCUAUUUUCGAUGAAAGAGGAUAUAUGAAUAGUAAUUGUGGCAAGUUUGCAAAAAUGCAUAGAUAUGAUGCACGAAAUGCAAUUAUGAAUGAAUUAAAGGAUCUCAAUUUGUUUAGAAAAAUUACAAAUCAUUCAAUGGUUAUACCUACAUGCAGUCGAACAGGAGAUGUAAUUGAAUUAUUAUCAAGGCCGCAAUGGUUUGUUAAUUGCCAAGACUUAGCGAAAUCAGCAGUAGAAGAUGUUAAAAAUGGUGUUUUGGAAAUAGAGCCAAAGCAUUUUGAGCAGAAUUGGUUUAACUGGUUAAAUGGAAUAAGAGAUUGGUGCAUAUCCCGUCAAUUGUGGUGGGGUCAUCAAAUUCCUGUGUAUGAAUGUUAUGAUAAAAAUAAUUCUGGUAAGAAAAUAUUUGUAGCAGCUCGAAAUGCAAGUGAAGCUGAAAAUAAAGCAACUUCUAAAUUAAAUAUAUCUAAAGACUGCUUAGUUGUUACACAAGAUCAAGAUGUAUUGGACACAUGGUUUUCAUCAGCUUUAUUUCCAUUUGCUGUUCAUGGAUGGCCAAAAAAAAGUCAGCAGUUAGAAAACUAUUACCCUUUGAAUCUUCUAGAAACAGGUCAUGAUAUAUUAUUCUUUUGGGUAGCUAGAAUGGUCAUGCUUGGAAAAAAACUGACUGGCGUAUUGCCUUUUCAAAAAGUUUUACUACAUGGUAUUAUUUGUGAUGUGCAUGGCAGAAAAAUGUCUAAAAGUCUUGGAAACACUAUUGAACCUGAUGAUGUUAUAAAUGGAAAAUCAUUAGAAGAAUUAAAACAAAGAUUGCAAAAAUUUCACAAUCAAGGAUUAUUUAGUGAUGCAGAAGUGAAAAAGUCAAUUGAAGGCCAAAAGAAAUUAUUUAAAAAUGGUAUUCCAGAAUGUGGAAUAGAUGCAUUGCGAUAUACUUUAUGUUCUAAAAAUAUUAAAUCACAUUUUAUUAACUUUGAUGUUAAUGAAUGCCAUGUAAACAAACUAUUUGGGAAUAAAAUCUGGCAAGCUACUAAAUACACAAAAAUAUUAGUUAAUCUAUGUAGAGAAAACAAAAUGUUUGAAAAUAUAAUAUUUGAUAAAAGUAACUUAACAUGUAUGGAUUUAUGGAUUCUGAGCAAAUUAUCACAAAUGAUUACUAAAGUGAACACAAGUUUAGAAAAUUAUGAUUUUCAUUAUGCCACUGCUGCUCUGAAACAGUUUUUGUACUCAGAACUUUGCGAUGUUUAUAUAGAAUCAACAAAGCCAUUUGCUAGAGACUUCAGUUUGAGCACUGUUUAUAGCUGCCAUACUCUUAUAUUAAGUUUAAAUUUUGCUUUAAAGCAUUUAUCAAUUUUUAUGCCACAUAUUAGUGAAAAACUAUUAGAAGCAUUACCAGAGAUAAAUAAUAUUCACAGAAUCGAUUUGGGAACAUUUUUUCCAAAUAAUGAGGUAAAGGAGUAUAGUGACAAUUUACUAGAAUCAAAUGUUCAGCUAAUUUUAGAUAUUGUUUCAACAAUCAGAAGAAUUUGUCUUCUUCACAAUAUUUCCAAGAAACAGGAUAAAAGAGUUGUUCUGGAGAUGAAACUAGAAAGUCCUGAAUAUCAAUUUAUUCAUCCACAAUUAAAUGUUAUACAAACAUUAUCAGGAUGCAAAAAUACAGAAAUAUCUAAUCGAACUCCUGAAAAUUCUCUUUUUGAUACUGCAGGAGCAUUUUGCUCUGUGCAUGUCAUUCCUAGUCAAAUACCAGAAAGUACCAAUCAAUUAACAAUAAAUAAAAAACGCAAACUUAUGAAGAAGAUUACAAAAUUGCAACAAGUAAUUUCUAAUGAAGGAUAUAGGGAAAAGGCUCCUAAGGAUGUUCAGGAUAUGAACGAUGAUAAGCUAAAAACUUUGUUAGUGGAAUUACAAAAAUUUGAAGCUAUGGAACAAAAUUGUUCUAAUGUUAAUUAA